GUUGAAGAGGAGCAAAGUUCAGCCGCCAAUGUCAGGCACGGAGGAUUAGACCGGCGCCAGGACCUUUUGGGCCUAGACGUAUGGAGAAGGUGCCCAUAGCUGCAUAAGGCGUUCGUCAAGCGCUCAGAGUGGUCGCGGGCUGGGCUGCUGCGUAACAAACAACCCCAAGCUGCAGAUGCAGCGCCGUUGCUAAGGACAAGGAACAGAGGGCGUCAUCAAACACCAGCAUUGCACAGACAGCGCCAGCACACCACGGCUUUGCGACGUCGCAGUUUUUAAGUACUCCUUUGUCGCUGUCCCGGCAUUUCCGCUCCUUAUACAUGUCCGCGCCGCUCCUUCCCACCCACGCUCCUUACCAUGGCUGCCUUUGCGUCGCCGAUGCGACUGGCACCGCCCCUGACGCCGCGACGCGUCCCAUCGCCAAUGAUGUCGCCCGGAACCCGCAGAGGACGCAUGCUCGGUAGCUCUGAAGAGAGCUACCUCCGCGACCUCUCCCCCGAAACCACCCUGCGCGCCUUCGCCGAAGAGCCUGUGCCGUUCGACACGACACGCGACGAAUACAAGAUCUUUGCGUGCAUCGACAGCCUCACCGCCGCCGAGCGCGAUCUCGGCACACGUGUCGCCAAGGCUGCACAGCGCCUGAAGAGCUGGUGCGCUGAAAUCGAGCAAUGGGGCUGGACCGGCGGCUUCGAGCAGCCGAGCGAGGAGGAUCAGGAGAAGCGUCGCCGCAGUCUAGAAGGCCAUAUUGCGGAGCACGUUGUGGGUGCAGAUGCGUUGGCACCGCUGCAGUACCUCGGCUCGCUCCUAUCGGCCGAGCUGGACCAACAUGAGGCACGGUUGGACGACAUGAGCGAGGAGCUGUUGACGCUGGACGUGGACGAGCUCAAGGAGUAUGUGCUGGACAUGCACCCUCAGGGCAGGUCGCGUCCCGGCUCCGCCUUUGGCACCAAUCGCUCCAGCUAUCGGCCAAUGGACGACUUCUCCUUUCUGAUUACGCAAACGCUGCUCUCCGCCCUUCCCCACCACGCCCAGCUCAAGGACCGCCUCAACACGUGGACUGCACGAGUCUCCGUUCUCCGUUCCGCUCCUCGCUACCUCGAUGAUCUCAAACAGGCCCAGAAGGCUAUGAGCCUCGGCUGGGACGCCCUUGAGCCACCGAAAGACACAUCAGAUGUCGCCUUCAGUCAAUGGAAGGAGGCUGUUGACACCAUAUCGGGCGUACUGCGGACCAAAGUCAGUGACCUGGGACAACGUCUCGAUAGAAUGUUGGAUACUUUGGAAGGUCGCGACGACUGCCUGCCCGACCGCUGGAUCGAUGUGUUUGAGACUUUGGAGGUUGAUUAUGGUCGAUGGAUGCCGGAGUCUACACGAAGAGUGAUCGAGUUUGACGUGCGUCGGCAAUCGAGUCAUGAGAAGCAAGGGGAGUCGCAGAUCAAGCAGAAACCAGAAGUGCAUUCCGAAACACUCACCUCCCCACGAACGUCACUCUUGCCUAUCGAUAAACGCGUAAUUCAACUCUCGACAGAGCCUCAAUUGCCUCAGCUCAAGAUCGUCGAGGGCAACUUGCAAUCGCACUCAGCAGCUAUCGAUUCAGUCGAUACACUUGACGACACCGCAAGCCCCACGCCAAUUGCAGCAUCAGACGAGCCGGCUCUCGAAGGUGUGCCGCAGGAUUCACCUAUCGCAACGAGCCCGCCGCUCGAAGAGAGCUCUUCGUAUGCACACCCGACUAUUGUCGUCAACCCUGUCAGCCCUGAGGGUCCAGGCGACCAUGCACAACCAUUCACAGGCACACCUCUUCAGAAGAUCAGCUUUGAGACCGCAUCACCAUCCACUGAUGGCGACUACGAGUUUGAUGAAGGUGAUACUGUCGUACACAACCAAGAAGAAGAGAGCCCAGGCGCCGUGCGCGUGGUCGCCAGCUACGAAAGCCUGUCCCACAUUCCAAUUUACGAGGAUGGCAGUCCUACAGAUUUCGUGCAAAAGUUUGACCCUAAAUCGUUCGAACAAUCUCCGGUCCUCAACUCUACAGACGGCACGGAUGGCGAAGCACCGCAGACCCCCCGUUCGCGCCGCCUAAGCACGAGCUCUGUCUCGUCCAGCACCUCUUUCGACUCGAGUCCCGUAAGUGCUGUCGAGGAAUCACCCACUGCUCGCACUGCUGGGAACCGUGCUAUCCGAGCUCCCCGGCCCGAACUCAACGCGGCCAUGUCGAAACGUCGACCAGCAAAGGGCGCGGCUUUUCCCAAAGUCGAGAGCGCGCCAUGGCCACCAACACAGUUCAGUGACAAGAAGCCUGCCACAGUCGAUGAUCUCGAACGUAAGAUAUCGGACAUACUAACAACAAUUCCGGCGCACAUCCGCCUCACCUCUGGACCAGGGGCAGAUGCACCCGAAAUCAAAUCAUCUCGCGGCGUUGGCCACAAAGGUAGUAGGGGAUAUCUACGUGCUGCUCGCUCAGCGAGUGGCCUGAGAACUCCCCAACUUACUUUGUCGCCCGUCAAGAAUGAGUUUGAGAGUGCUAAUCCCGGAGCAGGACGCAAAUCUGCAAACGCAAGACCUGACAACGAUAUCAAGCUGUACCACCUCACACAGCCUGGCAAAGACCAGCCCAUCAAGCUAUUCAUCCGCAGGGUCGGUGAGAACGGCGAACGCGUUAUGGUCCGAGUUGGUGGCGGCUGGUCUGAUCUGGGCGAGUACCUGCGCCAGUAUGCUGAGCACCACGGUCGUCGCACAGCAAGCGAAGGCAAAUUCGAAGUCCUCGGUCUUGAGGUACAAAGCUCGGACAUUGCACCCACAAGACCUGGAAGUGCCACGAGCACAACGCGCCGCUUCAGCGGAGGCGGCCGUAAGACACCAAACACUACACCAGAUAGCAAGCUCGCAGGACUCGGUAUCUCGACCGAGUCGCCGCCUCCCCCCAUGCCUAGGUUCGAACGCGACUCGACACCCGCCAUCGCAGAGGAAGAAUCCAGCCCUCCUUCAAACAACUCCCAGAAGACCUGGCAAGGGACAGAAGUCGGGCUCGCCGGCCCCAAGACUAAGAAAGUGGAACUUACCGGCGACAAGCUGGAAUGGAUCGAAGGCAUGAUGAAGCAGGCACGCACAGUCAGCAACAGCAACCUCGGCGUAGCCAUGAAAGAAGACGAGAGAGGCGAAGGCAGGAGCAAGAGCAGAAGCGAAAGUCGCUCCGCGAGCCGCUCCACCAGUCGGGCGGCGGCGAAGAGGCCGGUCCAGGAUUUCGUCGACCUAGGCAAGACCGGCAGCACCAGGAGGGUGUUUAUGAGGGGCGGCGCAGGCGGGUCCAGUGAACGCCUGAACGAGCGCUGAGCGCCCGUGUGCAGAGGAGGAUGCAGUGUUGCAUCUGGUGCGUGGUGGACUACUAUUCGUAUUGAUACCCAGGAUAUAGAUAUAUGGAUUGGAUUGUGGUUGGAGGUGGAGCGGGAUGGGACCGCAUUUCUGGCGUCUGCUUUGGCAUGGAGAGAACCAGUGCAUUGGCACACACAGAGACGAGCCCUAGACGUACAGAGACGAAUGCUCAGGCAUAAGAGACGAGAUAGGCAUCAGAACCAGACCGAGAGGUUCACAUGACCGUUAAGUAGCAAUACAGGAUGAACGACUGUACCGAA
Molecule: messenger RNA, 3629 nt
Organism: Boeremia exigua
Lineage: Eukaryota; Fungi; Ascomycota; Dothideomycetes; Pleosporales; Didymellaceae
Exons: 1
Coding region: 358-3330 (990 amino acids)
Molecular function (GO): microtubule binding
Source: RefSeq, a predicted model, not a curated record